AUGGCACAUAGGCAGUGCCAUGGUCUCGGCUCCGAACAGCGCACUGCAUCCGUGGCGAUAAGUAGACCGGUGAGCUUCGUGGGUUGGUCCUCCAAAGUGAGACAUUGCAAGCUCUCAGCAUUGUUGGUACAACUUUCGUUCAGCAAGGGCGUCCGCCCGGCUCCCGGCAAACGCCAUCUCUGUGAUGGCUUGAGAGGCGGCCUUGGCCCCACAGCUUUCACGUUGUUACACGGCACUUGCUGCGGACUUCAGCUGAUCUCGAUAUGGCAAUUUCUCGUCUCGGAUGCGUCUCGAGUGCUGAAUCCUUCGGCAUGCUCAGCCUUGAGCAAUAUCGAUACUGGUCAGAUAUGGACAUGGUCGGUGUUGGCUCAUGUACAGGUUCGAUCCAAGCUCCGCUUCGAAGCUUUGCUGGCGCUCUCAGCUGGCGUUAGUAUCGACUUGACGGAGACUCACCGGAUUCACUGGCUGUAUCUUGAGGCAGCGACGACUAAGCUCGUGCAUUGUUGUUCGAAAGCUGUAAUGCUGUGUAGCCCAGCAUCGAAAUGCUACAGUAAGAGUCACCUCACCAGCGAUCAUUGGUCAUCAAACCAGGGGCGGAUCAAUGAUGCACGCAAGACACUGGAUCCUUCCCACGAGAAUGCGCUAUGCGGCGAAGCUCGAGUCAGGCGAAUCAACCAUGGUGGUGGUCAGACGCAAAGAGCACAUCGCCAAGUUGCUCGCGCUUCUCGACUAGCGUCCGUUCUGGCAUACGGAUAUAAAGCACACAGGAAAUUCCUGUCUAGUGAGAUUAUCAGCGUUCUCGACACAUUAUCUUCCAGCAAGCAGAUCAAAGUCACUCACUCUCGCCAACGCCCCUCGAGCAUCAGCAAACAUGCAAUUCUCCUCCAUCCUCGCAGGCGCUAUGAGCCUGGCUGUAACACUAGCGGCACCCUCGCCUUUUGGAGACAACGCUGCUGUCGAGAAGAGAGGUGCCGGAGCCGUAAGUCUGCCCACCUAACCACACAUACGCUGGCAUCGUCUGCCACUCAAAAACCUCUAGCUGACCAGCUCUACCAGGCAGCAUGUGCUACAUACUGCAUCAUCCUCGCCGAAGACCCGCCAGUCUUCGCAGCUUGUGUCAUUGGCUGUGCAGCCACUGGCGUUCCUGAAACCGAGGGGUUGAAGCCAAAGACGUUGGAAGAUGGAACUAUCUGGGAGAGUAGUGCAGUGCCGUAUUCGAUCAGCGGUGAACAUUCAACAUGUUCUCGGGCUGUUCCAUUUCCGGCAAGGAGCUUCGUUUUUGGUGUUUUUCUCGGUCAUAUCGGCAGUAGCAAGUCCAAAUUUGAUCCACUUUUACUGCUCGCUGAUUUCGCUGAGAAUAAUGAUCCAAGACAACUUCUGCUUCCUCUCACAUUUAUCGCCUUUUUCUUCCCUGAGAUGACGUGUACCUGGCUGUCCCAUGCUUGCGAUCUGAAAAUGAUCUGGUUUGGUGAUCGCAGCGUCGUUAGCUCCGGCACAGCGAAGACUCUCGAUACGGCAUUGGAUGCCAUGGCGUUGCUUGGAAAAGCAGGACGAGAGUUUGCAAAAGUCGUGCGUGAAAACUCUUUUGAAGCGCAAGAAUUGGAGUUGAGACGGAGUCGGUGUUUCGCUGUCUUGGGGUUUUAUGCCACUGAUAGAGUCUGCGAUGGUAGCCAAGUGAAGCUGGAAGAAGCGUUGAGGACAGCGUCCGAGCUUGUGACCCGCGGAUCAAAGCAGAUUGAAUGUCUGGUAGAGAAUGCCGGCAAGCCUUGGGGCGAGGAAUGA
Molecule: messenger RNA, 1782 nt
Organism: Pseudocercospora fijiensis CIRAD86
Lineage: Eukaryota; Fungi; Ascomycota; Dothideomycetes; Mycosphaerellales; Mycosphaerellaceae
Exons: 14
Coding region: 1-1782 (593 amino acids)
Source: RefSeq, a predicted model, not a curated record